Messenger RNA from Vitis riparia (riverbank grape), 1607 nucleotides. RefSeq names its product Golgi SNAP receptor complex member 1-1. Gene Ontology annotation, molecular function: SNAP receptor activity. Bases 207 to 869 code for a protein of 220 amino acids. NCBI's taxonomy places the organism in Eukaryota, Viridiplantae, Streptophyta, Magnoliopsida, Vitales, Vitaceae. Gene Ontology annotation, cellular component: cis-Golgi network; Golgi medial cisterna; Golgi membrane. The record is from RefSeq and is a predicted model, not a curated record. The transcript is spliced from 5 exons. Gene Ontology annotation, biological process: endoplasmic reticulum to Golgi vesicle-mediated transport; vesicle fusion.
AACCCCGGAAUUUCCCAAACUGCCAUCGCCAGGCAUAUCUUGGCUGCUUCCACACCCUCCCGCCAGUGAUUGCACAAUCACGCUCUGGCAACAGCCGUGGAAGAAGCAAAUGCACCGCGUUGCGAAAUUAAUUAUAUCUCCUUGCUAAACAGCUCUCCGAUUUGGACCCUCUGAAUCUGGGAUUCGGAGAAAAACAGGCCGCCCUCAUGGAUCCGCCUAGCUCAUGGGACGCCCUCCGGAAGCAGGCUAGGAAACUUGAAGCACAGUUGGAUGAACAAAUGCAUUUAUAUCGCAAACUGGUUUCUAUGAAAGUUGACGGUGAUAAAGAGAAAGAGAUUGAUUCUGGAAUAGAUCAACUACUCAAACAGCUUCAGCAAGUAAAUUCACAUAUGCAAGCUUGGGUAUCAUCUGGUGGGUCAGAAAUAUUUUCUCAUACAUUAACUCGCCAUCAAGAAAUCCUUCAAGAUCUUACUCAGGAGUUUUAUAGGCUUCGCUCUAGCUUUAGAGCUAAGAAGGAGCAUGCGUCAUUGCUUGAGGAUUUCAGAGAGUUUGACAGGAGUAGGCUAGACUUGGAAGAAGGUGGUGGCUCUGAGCAGGUUUUACUUAAGGAGCAUGCAUCUAUCAGCAGAAGUACAGGACAGAUGGAUACUGUAAUUUCUCAAGCACAAGCAACACUUGGGGCGCUUGUCUUUCAACGCUCAACCUUUGGGGGCAUUAAUUCAAAGCUUAGCAAUGUCAGCAGCCGCCUCCCAACGGUGAAUAACAUCCUCUCGGCUAUAAAGAGGAAAAAGUCUCUGGAUACCAUCAUCCUUUCCCUUGUUGCUUCUGUCUGCACAUUUCUCAUUCUGAUCUAUUGGUUGACCAAAUAAGAAGGUAUUGUUGGUUUUUUGGCCAAGCCCCGUGCAUCAUCUCAUCUUCUCUCCAUUGUAUUGUAUGUAAAUUCUAUGAUUUUUUCUCGAGUGCCUUUUUUCCCUCAAUAAAUUUGGGUAUUUUUGAUUUAUACCUUGGUUAUUCCUGAGAUGACACGCUAUCCACCCUGUUGGGUGAUGAUACUCAGUUAAUUGGAGCAUAGUAGACAUUAGAAAGGUUAUCAAAACUUCAACUGGCAUAGACAAGCAUUUGCUGAUUGGAAUGAUAUUUUUGCAGCCUGUUUCAAUGCCUGAGGACAAGAAAAUAAAACUUAGAGAAGUAAAUGAAAACUCUUGCCCACAGCUUGUCCUCUAAAAAAGUGAGAAGAAAGACUUCAACAGGAAUAUUUCUGUUUCAACCUUGACGGUAAUGCUUGUUCUCAUUGGGAAUUACUCAAUUACUUGGUUGGAGUGAUAAAACCAAAAAAAUGUCUCAAAUUGGGGGGCAAAGUGGCUUUGGAUGCAAGUAUAGCAGAUGAAUUAACUAAUUUUAUUUGAAGCAAGUAUGGCAACCUUGUUUUGUGAUGUACACAACAUAUGAUAUUCAGCCAUGGUGGUUCUUGGAAGCAUCCCGAUAGCCAUAAGCUCUUCAAAAAGAUGUGAUGUCUGCAUCAUUUAGAACUUUUGCCAAUGUAUGAUUGAGAGAUCAUUUUGUUAUGACUUUGAUAUCAAUCAAAAUUAUCGGAUCUUGUCUGUUAA